AUGUGGCGACGACGCGAGAAACGACUUUUAGGUUUGAGGCAAGCUGCUCUAAAAGAACGAGAGGUUAUAUUAGCGCAGCUGCAGGAUCUUCCAGCUUGGGUUCAAUUUCCAGACACCGAACGAGUUGAAUGGCUUAAUAAAGUCAUAUUGCAACUUUGGCCGUACAUUACCGACUAUUCCAAAUAUUUCAUGCGUGAAUACAUCGAACCUCAGGUUAAAUCGCAGUUGCCGGCAAUUUUUAGGUCAUUCAAAUUCACAAAAAUGGAUAUGGGUGAUAUUCCUUGUCGCGUCGGUGGCAUCAAAGUUUAUACACAUAAUGUUGGUCGAGAUCGCAUUAUAGUUGACAUGGACAUCGCUUAUGCUGGAGACGCCGACUUUGAUGUUAGUGUUGCAGGUUUCACUGGUGGUUUAAACGAGUUACAGUUUUCUGGGAAGUUAAGAGCUGUUUUGAAGCCGUUAUUACCGUACCCACCAAUGGUUGGUGGUGUUUCCGGGUUCUUCUUAGAAAAACCGAAAAUUGAUUUUAAUCUGACUGGCAUGGGCGAAUUCGUGGAAUUGCCUGGUUUGUUAAAUGCAAUUCGUGCAAUAAUUGAUUCACAGGUUUCGGCUUUAUGUGUGCUUCCGAAUGAAAUUGUUAUCCCACUGGCUCCAAAUGUCGAUAUCACCAGGUUGCACUUACCAGAGCCUGAUGGUGUACUUCGUUUGAAAAUUGUGGAAGCUAGAAAUUUAGAAAAUAGAGAUGUAAAAUUCACAAAGAAUAUGGCAAGCGAUCCAUACUGCCAGAUACAAGUUGGUUCUCAGUUCUACAGAACCAAAACGAUUGAUAAUAAUCUGAAUCCAAUUUGGAAUGAAUAUUUUGAAUUUGUCGUUGAUCAAGUUAAUGGGCAAAAAUUGCGUAUAGAAUUAUUUGAUUAUGAUAAAACGAGUAGUGAUGAGGAAUUGGGGACUUUGACGAUUGACCUACUUUAUAUUAAAGAAAAAAGAAAUCUUGAUGAUUGGUUCCCAUUAGAUGCAUGUAAACACGGCGACAUACACAUCCAGGCUGCCUGGAUGAACUUGUCAUCUUCACUUCUAGACCUUACUUGUCAGGAAUUUGGAAGCUAUUGGUUCAAUACUGAUAAACCAGUACAUCCUGCACUGCUUAUGGUCUUUAUUGAUAGUGUGUCCGAUUUGCCAUAUCCAAAAGCAAAACUAGAACCAUCGCCGUAUAUUAUGGUAAGUCUUGGUAAAAAUUUCCAACAAACGCCGACAAAAUUAAGAACUGUCAAUCCGUUAUUCCAGAGUAAAGUUUUGUUUUUCGUUCGUCAACCCGAAGGAGAAGAGCUGAAAUUCGAGGCUAUUGAUCAUACAACAAAACGUUCCCUAGGCGAAUUGGUUUUGCCGUUGAAGACAAUUUUACGGGAGCAAAAUUUAGAGUUUCAUGAACAAACCUUCCCAUUAACUCUUGGAAUUCAUCAGAGUUCAAUGGUCAUCACAGCGCGCAUCAGGGCUUUAGUUACCGUUCAACAAAAAGGCAAUUUGGCUUCUGAUGGUUAUAGCGAAGCAAUUUAUGGCAAUGAAGUGUUCAUUGAGAGAGCUGAAAAAUUAGUAACGGCUGAUAAAAGUGUGCGAAAUCGACAUUCCUCAGAAUAUGAAGUGAAUCCUCGAAAACCGAAUGAGACAGGUACUGGCAGUAAAGAUUCGAAAUUAUCGGUCAUCGAACAGAUAAAAACGCGAAGGAACAGCAGUGAAUCAGCCACAAGUGCAUAUAGACGUCGUCGUACUUUUGGUGAAAAACUGUUCCUAACGAAACAUACACAAGGCAAAGGAAAGCCUACUGGUCAAAGUGGUCGUUUGCAGUUUGGUCUUCAGCAUCUGAAAGAAUCAAACAGGCUAAUAGUUCGGGUUAUACGUAUAAUAGAACUAUGUCCACUUGAUAGUCAGGGCUCUGCAGAUCCAUACCUAACUGUACGUCUAACACCUUUGGAUAAUAUGCGUGGUGGUGAGAAACGAAAAACACCAAUUGUCAAGAAAUCUCUUGACCCGCUUUUCGACAUCCAGUUUGAAUUUGACCUGCACUUUAGCGAUAUCGAGAAUCACAUGCUUAUCUUCACUGUGAAGGAUGCCAUCAACUAUGGACCCUUUAGCAAAGCUCCUGUUCUUGGAAUGAUACAAGUAAGGCUGGAUAGCAUGAAAAUAACGGAAGAAUUCUCGAGCUUUUGGUAUGACCUCAAAUGCAGUUGAUUAUCAGAAUGCAGUCCGUACUGCAGGUGUUUCACGCUUCUGCAUCUUACGAUAUUACCGUUACAUCUAUGCUGUUUUAAAUUUAGUUUGUUUCAUAUUUUAGUUUAUGUUGCUUAUUAUUUUGUAAUUUUCCAUUUCCCCAUUUUGUUAUGAAAGAUUUUUGGUACCAGCAGUAUGUUUGCAUUUAAUCAGAAUGUGUUUUUCGGAAGAUUGAUCAAAUGUGUUGUUUUUGAUAAUUACCGAACUCUUUCAUCCUUUCGCGUUUUAAUCUAACCUGCUUCGUUCAAAACAAGCAGCCAUUUCCGCUGCAUGUGAAUAAAUGACUG
Molecule: messenger RNA, 2549 nt
Organism: Loa loa (African eye worm)
Lineage: Eukaryota; Metazoa; Nematoda; Chromadorea; Rhabditida; Onchocercidae
Product: C2 domain-containing protein
Exons: 17
Coding region: 1-2223 (740 amino acids)
Biological process (GO): lipid transport
Molecular function (GO): lipid binding
Source: RefSeq, a predicted model, not a curated record